This is a messenger RNA of Aedes albopictus (Asian tiger mosquito), 3264 nucleotides long. RefSeq names its product zinc finger protein weckle. The transcript is spliced from 5 exons. The record is from RefSeq and is a predicted model, not a curated record. Gene Ontology annotation, molecular function: DNA-binding transcription factor activity, RNA polymerase II-specific; DNA binding. Gene Ontology annotation, cellular component: nucleus. Bases 333 to 1283 code for a protein of 316 amino acids. Lineage: Eukaryota; Metazoa; Arthropoda; Insecta; Diptera; Culicidae. Gene Ontology annotation, biological process: regulation of transcription by RNA polymerase II.
UUACAUCGGCUCAUUCGUUUUGUCGUUAGUUUUGCAACUAACAGCGAUGAAACAAUUUUCAAUUCAUUAUUUAAGUCCUUCGUAGAUUCAUCAGGUCAAAAUCACUUGUUCCUCACCAAAGGCGAUAACGAAAGAACAGAGGAACGGAGUGGACUCCUCAAUGAUAAAGGCCGCCGUUCAUAAAGAGAACCAAUCGAAGCAGAAACGAGAAGCAAGAGAAACAUUACGAAAAUUAAAUUGGUUCUGAACUCGAAACGAGUUAAAAAAGCUUUUUUGUAAAGAGGAUUAGACGCAAACAGGGAUCGCUUCGAACAAAGGACGAUCAACACGAAAUGGAUGCUCCAGACGAAAGUGUACCGCAUUCAGCCGCCCUCGGACAGGAAUUUUGGCCGGAAUUCAAACUGACCUCCCUCCCGGAACCGGAACACGUGGAUGUCAAGAUUGAACUGCUCGAACCUCAGCUUGAACUAACGGAAGCAAAAUCACACGAUGAUGAUGAUGAUGAUCGGAAAUACCAGGUCAGUUCCGAUAAAACUCGCUGUCAAUUUUGUCUGCAAUUGCUUAGCGAACUUAGCAGUGAAGGUUCGGCAAUUAUCAGUCGGGAAAAGGUCGAAUUUGUGCUGGGCUCUAACAAGUCGGUCGCCUCUUCGAAAGACUUGGAUUGUUGUCCGCGUUGCAAGCAGAUGUUCGAAAUGUUCCAUGAGUUCAAAAUGUCCUGUUUGGCGACGUUGGCUCAAUCGUGGAGUCUGCUGACUGAGAAGAAGGUUGUGAGAGAGGAAGAACCUGUGUGUGGGGCACAUGAUCGAUGCCCCAUGAAAAGAAAGCGUGGACGUCCAAGAAAAAAAUCAAGGAUCCAAAAGAAAUCGAAGUGUGUUUGUGUGACUGAGAAGAGUGUUUCGAAUGUGGUGGGAGAUGAUGAACCUGCAUCUGGGAUACCGUUCAAAAGAAAACGUGGACGGCCAAGAAAAAAUCCUGAGCUUCAGGUGAAAACGGAGGUUGGUCAACGUGAGAAACACCUGUGCAACAUUUGUGCCGCCGUGUACGGUAGUCAAUCGGCCUUGCGAUUGCACAUGACACGCCACGGAGAGCCGAAGUUCUUAUGCAACGUGUGCGGGAGAGGAUUCUACCGAGAAGAUAAGCUGAUCAAGCAUAUCGCGGUCCAUUCCGAUGCCCGUAACUUCGAGUGCAAAAUUUGUGGAAAACGCUUCAAAUCGCACGAAGCCAACCGAUUGCACCAGCGGGUUCACACCCGAGGAGCGACCGUACGUUUGCCACAUAUGUAACCAGACAUUCAGAUAUAACUGCGGUCUCAAGGCGCACCUGGAGAAGGGGCACGAAGAUCCGGGAGAUCUUAGACGUCUAAGGUAGAAUCUUUAACAUAUGGUUUGUUAAUGUGGUAUAAGCUGUCAUUUGUUGUAGCGAUCGUUUUGAAGAAGCCUUUUGUAUUUGAUUAUUUUCCUGUGUGCUUAUGUACACCUGCGUAGAUGCUUGAUGAUGGAUUUUCAUGUGGAGUAGUGUAAGGAAAGAUGUUUCUGCAUUCUAAACCAGUAUGCUUAAAUAGCAAAAAAGCAGGCAAAAUACACCAAAUACUCUACAAGACUGACAAUUCGUCGUCCUUUCAUCGUUUGCCCUUCAGUGUUCUGAUGGUAUCUGAAUCGUCCCGUAGGACUUUCCCAAUGUUGUCAGCGAUAUCGUGGAGUCGACGUUGGCCUUCGUAGAUGAGACACAUGCUCUUUGUGCGUUGGCAAAUCAGUCCAUGGUUCAACCGUGUUUUUAUCUUUCUCAGGAAAGUUGUUCUUGAUUGGUUCCACAGAUCACCCCAGCGCUGACGGAAUAAGGAUUUGAUCAAUCGUUUAAGAUCCAUGAGCGGGAUGCUGUCGGAGUGUCGUUCACGGGCGUGACCAGAUCCUGCGAGAGGAUCGGCGUUUUCAUUUCCUGGGACACCGCAGAGUUCAGAGAUCCACAUGUGAACACUGUUUCAGCUGGCGAUACCCUCGAUCCAGGGGUGUUUCGAUCGAUAUAUCAGAUUUAUGCGCCGAUACAACGCUUGUAGAAUCGACCAGAACCAAGAUUGGGCGGUCAGAUAGAGUAGUAGAAGCGAUGAAGGCUGCUGCUGCUUCGGCAGAGAAAACUGAGCACUGUGGAGAAAGACUCAUGCUGACCGGCGGGAAAUCGCUGGAUACUCCUAGUCCGACUCCAAGAUGGAAAACAGUUACAGCUGUUUUUUGCUUGAUUGUCGAUUUUCGGCGGUACUGAACGCUAACUUCUGUCUCCAAGCCAGUGGACCUUUGCAAGCGGAGGGAGAUCCAUGUUGGCUACUGUGUGUAGAGCUCUGUUUUCCUCGAUGAGAAGAGAGACCCUAUCGUCACUUGUGUUCUUGGUGGACAAGACCACACUCUUGGAUGAUAGUCAUGUGAAAAUGGAAUGCCGAGCAUAUGGUCGACCAAGACAUCAAUAGUCCUGUUCAAUGAAAUAGGUUGAACAUGGUCGGAGUUGCGGUAUCCUGCUCUUACCUAUUCGUCCACAAAUGGGGAAGAGUAGGAUGCAGCAACUUCGACCAUGUUCAAUGUACUUCAUUGAGCAGGACUAAUGAUGGCCAUGCUUUCUUCGCGGGUACCGUGAGGUCGUUAUUCACUGCUCUUGCUCCAUUCGCCGCUCGUUUCAUACGAUUUAUAUUCAAAACGUAUGGAACGAGCGGUGAAUGGAGCAUGAGCGGUGAAUGGCAACCUUACGGUACUCCUUUUCAUAAAGCUGCGAAUAAGUCGAUUUCCCGACGACGGUUUUUCGGUUUGUUUCGCUGUUGAACUACUCUGAGCAGAAGUGCUUCUUGUAGACAGUCUAGCUGCGCUGUAGUGAGUCGGACAGUGGGAACGUCUUUCAGUAUAAUCCCGACCUUCGCACUUCUGUCCAUAUCACUGUAGCUGAUUCCAGCUGUCUCCUUCCUGAGUGGCAACGUUUUCCUGAGGCGCCUCUAGUAGCUCUGAAAAGAUGUUUGAUCUCGGUGUAGCGUCCGGAAGAACAUUCUUGCAAUCCGAACCGGUGGAAUCUAUCGGCCGAACAGCAACAUCUCUUGAAUAAAAUGCAACCUACUCGCACAAAAUGCUUUACAAGACUGACACAUCAGUCUUAUUUCAUCGUUUGUCCUUUUUACGAUCAAAUUGAGGCGUUCCUGAAAAAAGUUUGACUUAGUUCAGAUUUGUUAUAAUCUUGUAGUGGAGUGGUUGUAAAACAAUAAAGAUGUUUCUUUGCUCGGAGCCAAACAAA